Molecule: messenger RNA, 2292 nt
Organism: Branchiostoma floridae (Florida lancelet)
Lineage: Eukaryota; Metazoa; Chordata; Leptocardii; Amphioxiformes; Branchiostomatidae
Product: ataxin-3-like
Exons: 11
Coding region: 284-1444 (386 amino acids)
Biological process (GO): protein deubiquitination
Cellular component (GO): nucleus
Molecular function (GO): cysteine-type deubiquitinase activity
Source: RefSeq, a predicted model, not a curated record
GAUGAUUACGUUUUAGACGACUGUCGGUUAGGAUGGUGGAUAUUUUUUGUGUAAACAUAGAACAUUUCUUACUGGAGUUGUAUGAAAUACUAUGUCAAAAGUAAGAGUCUCCAGCCUAUAAUGGACUUGAUGUUUUUAUGACAACGAACUGCUUGUCAUCAUGAUGGUAACAUCGCAUGACGAUACCGGAAGCGCUGUUCGGGAGAAUCAUAGAAACGUCCCCAACUUUGAAAACAAAGAUUUUUCUCUGGACACUUCAUCUUGAUGAUCGGAUCGUAUCUUGAUGAUCGGAUCAAAGCAAGAGGGUUCACUGUGUGCUCAGCAUUGCCUCAAUGCUCUACUGCAAGGUGAAUACUUCACGGCGGUUGACCUGGCCUCGUUUGCCCAGCAACUGGAUGAGGCUGAGCGGGAGAGGAUGGCAGAGGGAGGAACAACAACAGCAGAGUACCAGCACUUCCUACAGCAACCAUCUUCAAAUAUGGAUGACAGCGGCUUCUUUUCCAUCCAGGUAAUCAGUAGGGCACUGGAAGUGUGGUGCCUCAGACUGGUGCCAGUAACAAGUCAGGAAUACCUGGAGACGUCUGAACAUCCCACCCAAGAGCAAGCUUUCAUCUGUAACUUCCGUGAGCACUGGUUGUCUAUCAGGAAACUGGGAUAUCAGUGGUUCAACCUGAACUCCCUUCUGAUUGGUCCCGAGCUGAUAUCCGACACCUACCUGUCACUCUUCUUAGCUCAGCUGCAACAGGAAGGCUACUCCAUCUACUCUGUGCGAGGAACCCUCCCUGAAUGUGAAGCUGAUGGAAUCUUGAGAAUAAGUCCAGCUGUGCAGCUGGAAAGACCAAAACUCAUCAGUGAAGUGAACAAACAGAGAGAAAAGGACGAGGGGAGAUCCAGUGAUGCCAGCACCGGGGAGCAGUCUAGUCAGGAGGAUGACCCAGAGCUGGCCGAGGCCCUGAGGAUAAGUCGGCAGGAGAAUGAGCUGGAUGACAAGUCGCUACAGGAGGCACUGAGACUCAGUAUGCAAGGUUAUUUAGAAAAUUCUCCCCAUCAAGGGCAGGACCUUAUGCCAGAGUCCUCUGUUGUCAGUAGCAGUGUGCCCCCCUCCCACCCCACACAGCAGACAACCUCUCACCCAACAAAGGAACCUGACCCUGUUGACCUUGAUGAGUUGAGGCAGCGGAGACAAGCUUUCUUUGAAAGACAACAGACAAACCCUGCAUCUCCAGACAAAGGACCCCCUGCAGAGCCAGGCCAGGACAGACCACACCCCGUGGAGAACGAUGUCUCCCCAGUGGACUCCUUACCUGACGAAGACUCCAGCAGGGAGGAACCAGCUGUGUCAGAGAUGACGGAGGAUGAGAUGCUUCAAGCGGCGCUGAAGAUGUCCAUGGAGGCCACUCAACAGGACACAAACCAAACACAGGACACCAACUCUACCUCCUAGCACUCCACAAGUAAUGUCAUGGGUUUUCCCACAUCCAGCCAUGGUGUGGUUCCAGUUCCAGUCUUCCAAAGCUGACUUUCAGCUGGCAUCCUAUCUUUUUGUCUUUUUCCAUUGGUCAUUUCCUCCCAGGAGACACAUGAAAUUCUCUGUACUGUACUUACGGAACAAUGAGAAAUAGCACUUUAGCCAUUUAGAAAACAGUCGCUACUGACAAAAAACUGCAAAAAAAUGAAAGUAUAGAUCAGGAGACUGCCAUGGAGGCCAUUUCAAACCUUCUAUCGGGGUUAUAAAAAACAAAAGUUUUGGUCUCGUCACUCUCUUCACACCAGAUAUCAAUGGUGGUGUUUAUAAUGCAUUCCCAUGUAUGUAUCAAACACAAUUAGAAUGUGUGUGAAGGUAAAUUUUUCAAUAGAGCUAAACUUACUGUUGGGCACAUGUAGUUGUUGCAGAAGGUCACAGGAGAGAUGUUGCAGUCUAGAAAACAUAUUUCAUGUCCCAUCCAAGAGUAGUUACUGGAAAGUACGGUUAAUCUACAUGCACAUCAGCUCCACAGAAUCAAUUGCUUCAUUGUUCUACACCUGUAUUACACUACAUACAUUAUGUAGGAGUUUGAAAAUGGGGACACCAUCUCAGGGUGGAUUGUUUUUCUUAUACCUAUGUCUUAUGUUUAUUGCUUUAUGUUCCUUGCAGCUUUUUCUCUUGAGUAAAUGUCACUAUUUUAUCAAUGGUUCAUGACAAAACUUGACUUAAUGUAAUGAGCCAUUGCCAAGUGCCAGCAAAGCUGUUAUGUUUUACUGAGAUUCUGUAUAAUGUUACAACGUUGUUGAUUAAAAGGUUUAUUGUGACAA